Molecule: messenger RNA, 3459 nt
Organism: Oncorhynchus mykiss (rainbow trout)
Lineage: Eukaryota; Metazoa; Chordata; Actinopteri; Salmoniformes; Salmonidae
Source: RefSeq, a predicted model, not a curated record
UGUGGACUGCACCAGACAGAGGUUGAGACAGAGGUUGCUUUCUGGUUUUGUGAUGAAACAAAGGUGUGGUUGAAUUUAUUUUGCCACUGUGUCUUCUUAUUGUCUCGGCCUUAGGCAUAUAUAUCACAGUCGCAAGGCAUAUGAACUAACAGGUUAUAGAGCACAGAUUAUAGAGCACAAUGCAAUUAUCACGAAACAGGUUGUAAUAUGGCUUUUUAUUCUGUCUUGGCUUCCCCAGUGAUUUUACCCACGCACCGCUACUGUUUAUUCCAUUCCAUCCAUUAAUGUGCCCGUCCUCCUAUAGCUCCCCCACCAGCCUCCUCUGGUGGAAAUGUCUAAUUAUUUUGUAUAAAGGGAUAUGUGAAAGAUAUUUUCAUAAACCUCAAGACAUUUUUCCAUAAUAGCCUAACCAUGGAUAGGUGGAUGUGGUUAUCAGGUAUCUGGGGCAUGGAACACGAACAAGGAAGUAACGCAACAUGUAAAACAGAGUGAGAUGAUUGGUAUCAGUCACCUCAGUAGAUGGAGAGCAUUUCAGCCUCGGCUCUAACAACUCUCUCUUACUUAGAAACCUACAAUGUUGUUUCUUGUGGUGAUGGUGUCAUUUCACCUGGUGAAACAAAGUGACACAUGCUCCUCUUUACCACGACUGAGCCUGGAUGGAGACUACAUUGUGGGGGGACUAUUCCAGCUGCAUGAGAAGUAUGGAGGGACUGGUCCAGCGACUGACACUGAAAACAGAAAACCUGAGGUGCUUCAAUGUCAUAGGUUUAAAUUUUCCUCAGCAAGCUACCAGCAGAUUCAAGUCAUGAGGUUUGCUAUUGAAGAGAUCAACAACUCCACAUUGCUGUUGCCUGGUGUCAGCCUGGGCUAUGAGAUUUUUGACUACUGCUCUGACUUGCUCAGUUAUGGGGCUGCUCUGGAAUUUCUGACCCAAAAGGGAAGAGGAGCCAUCCCCGUGUGGAACGGUACAAACUACAGACCUAAAGUCAUCUCAGUCACUGGCCCGUUUGGAAGCAGCCAAACCAUCAGUGUCGCCCCUCUGUACAUGUCUGAGAUGAUUCCAAUGGUGACUCAUGGGGCAACAAGUGUCCAACUGAGCUCAAAAAACAGAUUUCCCUCCUUUUUCCGAACUAUUCCCAGCGACAAAUAUCAGGUGGAGUCUAUAGUCCGUAUACUCCAACAAUUUAACUGGAACUGGGUGGCUUUCAUCGGUGGUGACAAUGACUACAGCAGAGAUGCCUUGACAGUUUUUCAGGAUAAGAUUAGACCAGCUAACAUCUGUUUGGCGUACCAAGACACCAUUCCCCAAAACCAAUCCUUAAUAGGGCGUCUAUUCAACAACAUAGCCAUGUUCAAUGUCCAGGUUAUUGUAGUCUUUGCCAAUGUGGAGUUUGUCAUUCCUUUCAUCCAAAAGGCCAUAGAUCUCAGAGUGAAGGAGAAGAUAUGGAUCGCUAGUGAGACAUGGUCCAUGAACCAAGAGUUGAUCAAGAAGAGUCAGAUUGAGAGGAUAGGGACGGUCUUAGGUGUCACUGUACAGAGGCACAAGGACCUGAGAGGAUUUGAUGAGUUCAUUAACAACACAGUAAAAUCCAGACAUGAGAAUGCAUGCACUGACAUGGACUUGAAGGAAAGAUGUGGUCAGAUUUGCUCUGACUGCAACUCCACCAGUGCCCAGACAAUUAUUGGGGAGGACCCGACAUACAGCUUUGUCAUCUACUCUGCAGUGUAUGCUGUGGCUCAUGCACUCCACAAUGUUUUGCGGUGUGGGACGGGGAACUGUGCCAACUCAGAAAUCAUUGCUUAUCCUUACAUGGUCACUGAGGCACUAAAACAGGUCAAAUUCAAAUUGGACAAUCAAAGUAUAGAGUUUGAUGAGAACGGGGACCCACCGGCUCAUUACGACAUUGUACACUGGGACUGCAAAAAUAAAACAUGUUCUAAUGUGGACAUUGGCUCAUACCUUACCAACCCCACACCAAGCUUCCAUAUUAAUGAAACUCUCAUACAUUGGUUUGAGGGCACAGAGGUUUGUACUACAUUGUUCAAAAACAUGCAAGUAUACAUUAUACACCAUCAAAACACUGCGUGGUAUUCAAAGGAUUGAUAACUGAUGCUGGUCUUUUCCACAGUGAUAUUUUAAGCUGUUCCUACUUCUUGCAGGCUCCAGUUCUGCAGUGUUCUAGUGAGUGUAAAUCUGGCUCCAGAAGAGUUCAAACUGGCUUCCACACCUGCUGUUUUGAGUGUGAGAUCUGCUCUGAUGGAAAGUACAUCAACCACACAGGUACUGAGCAACAUGACUUUCUGUUUUUGCCUGGAGUUUUUCCUGGACAGGUCAAGAGGUCAGAAAGAACACCUAUGAUAAGAAUGAUUGUUAUCUGUACACAUAUUACAAUCUGUCACCCAGACGUUCUCUUCCCUUCCUCUCCCAAACAGCCGAUCCCUACAGCUGCAUAGCAUGCCAAAAGGAUGAGUGGGCCAGGAAUGGCAGUACCUCAUGCACUAAGCGCUCUAUAGAGUAUCUGCAUUCUGAUGCUUCGUUGGCCAUUUUUCUGAUGUUCCAGGCCAGCUCCAUCAUCCUCAUCUCAAUGGCCAUCUUGGUUCUGUUCCUUUGUAAGAAUGACACCCCUGUGGUAAAGUCAGCCGGUGGGAGGCUCUGCUUCUUCAUGUUGUGUUGCUUGUCCAUGUCCUCCAUCAGCGUCUUCCUCUACAUCGGCAAACCCACAGAGGCCAUCUGCACCUUACGCAAUUCUGUGUUUGUAGUCUUCUAUGUGGCCUGCCUGUCCUGUCUCGCUGUUCGCUCCUUCCAGAUUGUCUGUAUCUUCAAAAUGGCCGCCAAACUGCCCAAAGCGUAUGAUUUCUGGGUCAAGCAUGGUGGUCAGUGGAUCACUAUUAUCACAACCACUGUCAUAAUGCUGUUUCUGUGCAUUUUGUGGAUAGCCAUUGAAGGACCCAAGCCCAAUCAGAUAACAUUGUAUAGCGAGGUAAUUUUGGAUUGCACAUAUGGAGUCAUCCCCAUCUUUUAUGUGAUAGUACUGUUUGCCGUUUUGCUGGGUAUUGCAUGCUUUAGUUUUGCCUACAUGGGAACUGACCUGCCCAAAAACUACAACGAGGGUAAAUCUAUCACUUUCAGCUUGCUUAUCUUCUUCAUCUCUUGGGUCAUCUCUCUGACGGUGCACCUGUCUACCAAAGGAAAGCACACACUCUCCGUCAAUCCUUUCUCUGUGCUGUGCAGUCUGUAUGGUAUACUCUUUGGUUACUUCUUCCCUAAAUGCUAUAUCAUUAUCAUUACACCUGAGCGUAAUACAGCAGCCUAUUUUCAAACUGCAAUCCAGAGUUACACACUUCAACCUAGAUAAUGUACAUAUGUUGAGACAUAUUGUUGUGUGGCACUAGAACUGCCAGUUAGUUCUGUGAUGUUUCUUUUCAGUCAAUAUCUAUAUUUUUUAAUCCCAUACUGUU